This is a messenger RNA of Schistosoma haematobium, 3235 nucleotides long. RefSeq names its product WD repeat-containing protein 70 (gene WDR70). The coding region runs from base 1187 to 3004 and encodes 605 amino acids. Gene Ontology annotation, molecular function: protein binding. The record is from RefSeq and is a predicted model, not a curated record. Gene Ontology annotation, cellular component: site of double-strand break; nucleus. Lineage: Eukaryota; Metazoa; Platyhelminthes; Trematoda; Strigeidida; Schistosomatidae. The transcript is spliced from 7 exons. Gene Ontology annotation, biological process: regulation of DNA double-strand break processing.
GAUUUACCACCGACUGAAGAUUGAAGAAGAAUGAGGUCGUUUCAAAUCGUGACCUUGAUGGACGCGUACGUUAAUUAUAUUGUACGCACUUAAUUCGAAGCUGUGGGUUAAUGAUGUAAUGCAUCGAGAAGUCAAAGAUGUUUGCAAGGCUAUAAUUCGUGGGGGAGUGAAUAAGAUAGGAAAUUGGACUUACGGACUUUGUCACAAAGUUCAUUUUCAAAAUCGAUAGAUUAUAGUUGAGGAUUUUAGUUGGUCAUUUCGUAAUGAAAACCCUUACAAUUAUUCCAAAUGCAAACUUCCAAAUCUUAGUUUUGAUCACAACUAUUCAUUAUAACUUAUAACCCUCUUUUGACUAGUAGGCCGGGGUAUUUUCUCAGUUUCACUUCAGCAUAUCUCAUUUCUCGUUCAUAAAUUAUAGUCUUGCUUAAUGUGUUAAUGUAUAUAAUUUGUAUAGCUGUCUUCGAACGAUUUACUCACACAACUCUCUGCGGAACUCGUUUUUCCUUAAGGUCUUUAGUGUAGAAUAUGUAAUUUACCUACGGGGUCAGUCCUCCUACUCAGGCAGAUUUCAAAACCAUUAGCUUCCAGGAAUACCAACAUUUUCAAUUUUCACACGGUAACUGAAAAUUGGUCAUCCGGUAACACCCUUUAGGAAAAACCAUUUUUCAAAAUGUCUUGAUAGGAUCGUAAAAAUAAGUGUCACUGAAUGGCAUAAACGUGACCGAAAAUACCCAUUUCAAAACAAAUAGUAUAGCUGUUUAUGAUCAGUCCAGACGUUCAUUGGUUCAAAUCACACAAUUUUCAUCUGGUCAACUAAAAAGUACUAUAAGGCUUUACACGAAGUGUUGCUCAAAGCCGAGUACAUAGACCUGUACUCGGCAAAGGCGCUACAUUACUUAAGUUUGAGUCUUAUAUUUACGAAUCAGAAUUUAUGUGCUGUCAGUCUCACGAUUUGCGAUUUUAAUGUCCAAGCCUUAGAUAUAUCAAAGCGUUAAUGGUUACCUAAUGGUCUCAGUUUGUGCGAACAACUCUUCGAUUGCACUCAUGUUUAUUACGUGCGACUUGUGAAUGUUUUCUAUCUUUUAGAAGAGCAAUUUUAGUGAAGAAAUAAUUGCAUUAGCUUCAUUGGUACUUUCGAACUUGGGACUUGACCACAUAACGAUCUCUUAAAAGCGUUUCUCGAAAGAUGAGCUCCGAAGCACGUAACUCAAAAGUGGCUCCGAAGAAGUUUGAUUUUAUGGAUAUUUUUUCGGAAUCUUAUUCAUUAGCACAAAAGCGCAAUCAGGUGACCAAUGCAAGGAUUUUAGCUUUACUUCCGGAAAAUGAUUCUCAAACCACUGAAAUGGAUCCUCUUGAGGAGUCUAAUUUAGACAUCGAAUCUGACUAUAUUGGUCCCUCACCAGAAGAUAUGGCUGCCGAAAACCCAUAUUAUUUACCUAUUACUCAAAAUCUAACUCUCUCUCAUGGUUGUAAACCUCUCACCGCAAUAGGUGUUGAUCCAGCAGGUGCUCGCGUUGCUACAGGUGGUUUCGACUUUGAUGUGAAACUUUGGGAUUUUGGUGGGAUGGAUAACGCAUGUCGUCCAUUCAAGGCUUUUCGUCCUUGUGAAGAACAUCAAAUCAAGCACUUGGAUUUCAGUCCUUCCGGAGAACAUCUUUUGGUCAUAUCUGGUUCGGCCCAAGCUUUUAUUGUUGAUCGAGACGGAGAGGCUGUAUGUUAUACAAACAAAGGUUAUCAGUAUAUUACUGACCCGGCUAGUGCUAAAGGUCAUACUCAUGCAUUGCAUUGGGGUAUGUGGCACCCUCUGGAUUCAAACAAACUACUCACAUGUUCUCAAGAUUCAACCCUGCGUGUAUGGGAUAUAAAUGAUGCAGAGGCAGUCAUGAAUGAAACACGUAUACCUACGCAUAAAAUUGUGAUUAAGACACGUAAUGCUCAAGGACGAAAAACUAGUCCAACAUCAUGUGCUUAUUCAAAAGAUGGUCAAUUAAUUGCUGCAGGUUGUCAAGAUGGUUCUAUUCAAAUAUGGGAUACACGUAAACCUCUAGUAAAUACAACACAAAUAUGUCGUACAGCUCAUCCAAUCAAUACUGAUAUUACAUGUAUUAAUUGGUCAUGGGAUAGUAAACAAUUAUUAAGUCGUGGUAUGAGUGAUGAUACAAUGAAAUUAUGGGAUACACGUGAAUUAUCUAAAGGAGCUAUUCAUGUAUUUAAAGAUUUACCUGUAUUGUUUAAUCAAAGUGAAGUAACAUUUAGUCCAAAUGAUCAAGUAUUAGCUGUUGCUGUUAGUGUACCACGUAAUGAUCCUAAAAGAGGUCAAAUCAACUUUUAUAGAAGAGAUAAUUUUCAGCUGAUCAAUCAGUUCAGUCCAUGUCAUGGUAGUGUGAUUGGAUUAACAUGGCAUCAUAGAUUAAAUCAAGUAUUCUGUAGUUCUUCUGAUGGUGUAGCUAAUGUAUAUUAUGAUUCAAAAGUUAGUCAUAAUGGUGCUUUAAUGUGCGCUAAUAGACAAGCAACUACAUCAAGUCGUCGACGUCAUACUGGUACUGGUGAAGCGUAUAUGAAACCAAUUAUAUUAACUUAUGAUGAAGAAGCAGUUCGUAUUGCACGUAAAAAUAAAAAAUAUCUUAAUCAAACUGAAAUUGAUUCAGAAGUUGCAAUGGCUGCAGUUAAUGCAAUUUUACAAAAAGAUCAUCAAACUAUACAAGCUGCUAAAGAAGAUGAAGCAAAACAACGUGUUCCAAAUAGAGAAGAAUCUGUUGGUAAUCGUGUUGGAAGUUUACAUCAAUUUAUGGUUCAACAAAUUGUAUUAAAGAAAAAUGAAGCUGAUGAACGAGCUGAAAAAGAUAUACGUGGAGCUAUUCUUCGUCAUGCUGAUGAAGCGAAAAAGCAACCCUUCUGGACUAGAGCUUAUCUAAAAACACAGCCGAAUCCGAUUUUUCAUAAUCCAGAUGAAGAAGUUAAAAAAGACGAUACACCUAUUUGGAAAAAACAAAAAUUAGCUUGAAUGUAAUGUAAAAUAUAAAGAAGAACUUAUGCGAAUACUUGUGUGUGUGUGUGUGUAGGGGGGAGGUACUUUUUUCUCUUUUUCUUUUGUCCAACAUUAUAUAUUGUGUUGUAUUACAUUUACGAUUGAUUGUACAUAAAUGAAAUAACAUUGUAACAUUACUGUUUCAUAUUGUUAUUUAAUUAUUUCUAUGGUAUAUACUCAAUAAUAACAUCUUGUAAAUAGUUGAUA